Molecule: messenger RNA, 3642 nt
Organism: Letharia columbiana
Lineage: Eukaryota; Fungi; Ascomycota; Lecanoromycetes; Lecanorales; Parmeliaceae
Exons: 5
Coding region: 1-3642 (1213 amino acids)
Biological process (GO): DNA-templated transcription
Cellular component (GO): RNA polymerase III complex
Molecular function (GO): DNA binding; DNA-directed RNA polymerase activity; ribonucleoside binding
Source: RefSeq, a predicted model, not a curated record
AUGCCUCCUUCUACCCGUACCAGGUCUGUCGAGCCUGUAGCGGCAUUCAAAAAGGCAAAGUCUGCCAAAGAUUCUUCCCAAUCGGCGUCAAAACCACCAGCAAAGAAAGUCAGAAUAGUAGCACCGCAGAAUGAAAAAGAGGCUGCGCGCGAAGAUGAUGCAAGUGCAGUGGGCCCAAAGCCUCCAGCGAAGAGUGGCCAAGAUGAUGGUUUUGAUGCUCUUCUCGAGCCUUUCUACCAAGGAAAAUCUCUGACAGAUCCCAUCGAUACAGCAAAGGACAAAUGGAACCUUCUUCCGGCAUUCUUGAAGGUGAAAGGUCUCGUCAAACAGCAUAUCGAUUCUUACAAUUUCUUCAUCGAUGUCGACCUUAAGAGAAUUGUCAAGGCCAACCAGACCAUACUCAGCGAUAUAGAUCCAAAGUUCUACAUCACUUACACAAACAUAUAUGUCGGGAGACCAACCCGCCAUGACGAGGAUCUAGCCGACAUGUCUCGCGCUAAAUGGACGUCCACAGUCACUCCUAAUGAAUGCAGGUUGCGCGACACGACAUACUCAGCACCAAUUCUCGUCGAUUUAGCCUACUGGCGCGGCGUGCGGGAGGUUCGCAGGAAGGGUAUGGUUAUUGGGCGGCUUCCCGUAAUGUUAAGAAGUUCUAGGUGCAUCCUCUCAGACAAAUCUGAGAAUGACAUGGGGCAGCUUCAAGAAUGUCCACUGGACCCCGGCGGUUACUUUGUGAUCAAUGGAACAGAGAAAGUAAUUCUAGUUCAAGAGCAAAUCAGUAAGAACAGAGUCAUUGUCGAGAAAGGUACCAAACACGGGAUAGUUCAGGCUUCCGUGACAUGCUCAACACACGAGCGAAAGUCGAAAACAUACGUCGUCAUGAGGCACGAUCGGAUAUACUUGAAGCACAACUUUCUGAACGAAGACCUCCCAAUAGUGUUGGUGCUUAAAGCUUUGGGGAUUCAUUCAGACCACGAGAUAAUGCUGCUUACUGCGGGGCACGAUGCAUCUUACCAAGAUACCUUCGCCGUCAACUUUGAGGAGUGUGCGAAGCUAGGCAUCACUACUCAACAUGAAGCGUUGGAGUACAUUGGGCUCAAGAUCCAAAUCAAAGGGAGAAUCACUUCAUCGGAUCAACGACGCAAAUACUCACAAGAGGCAGUAGAAGCUCUAUCCAACGUUAUAUUGAACCACGUUCCUGUGCAUGGGUUGGACUUCCGCCCGAAAGCUCUGUAUGUGGCGGUCAUGGUCAGGAGAACACUAAUGGCCUUCCAUGACAGCACAUUAGUAGAUGACCGAGAUUACUAUGGGAACAAGCGACUUGAGCUGGCUGGCCAGCUUCUGUCGUUGCUCUUCGAGGACCUUUUCAAGAAAUACAACCAUGACAUAAAAAUCGCCAUCGACAAAGUAUUGAAGAAACCAGUGCGAACAGAGGAAUUUGACGCUCUGAGGUAUCUAACCAUGCAACAAAACCACAUUACCGCCGGUAUUCAAAGAGCUGUUGCUACAGGAAAUUGGGACUUGAGACGAUUCAAGAUGAAACGAGCGGGCGUUACACAUGUCUUGAGUCGGCUAAGUUACAUCAGUGCUUUGGGCAUGAUGACUAGGAUCUCAAGUCAAUUUGAGAAGACCAGAAAAGUGUCCGGACCGCGGGCACUGCAACCGUCACAAUUUGGCAUGCUGUGUCCAUCGGAUACGCCUGAGGGAGAAGCCUGCGGUUUGGUUAAGAACCUAGCUUUGAUGACACAUAUAACCACCGACGACGAACAAGGUCCUGUAAAAAAGCUGGUGUUUGCACUUGGAGCGCAAGACAUUACCGUGGUUAAUGGUAUAGACAUAUAUGGUGACGGCGCCCAUAUUGUAUUCAUCAAUGGUACCCCUGUUGCCCUAACCCAUCACCCGAGGCACUUUAUCACUAGUAUUCGGAAGCUUCGCCGAUCUGGUCGUGUCUCUGAAUUCGUCAGCGUCGCUCUCAACGGUCAUCAGAGUGCAGUGCAUAUCGCAACGGACGAGGGGAGAAUUUGUCGUCCUCUAAUAAUCGUCGAGAAAGGCAGAUCCAAGGUGACUGCUCGUUCGCUACAAGCUCUACGCAAAGGCAAGAUUGGCUUCGAUGAUUUUCUUUCCCGAGGUCUCGUCGAGUAUCUAGAUGUCAAUGAAGAGGAUGAUUCCAACAUCGCGAUGAACGAGUCCAAUAUCAAUCAGACGACCACUCAUCUCGAAAUUGAGCCGUUCACCAUUCUGGGAGCUGUGGCAGGACUCAUUCCUUACCCUCACCACAAUCAGUCGCCUCGAAACACCUAUCAAUGCGCUAUGGGAAAGCAAGCUAUUGGCGCCAUUGCACACAAUCAGUUUACCCGCAUCGACAGUAUCCUCUACGUCCUCGUCUACCCCCAAAAACCCCUCGUCAAAACGCGAGCUAUCGAGCUCAUCAAGUAUGACAAACUUCCUGCUGGCCAGAACGCAGUUGUGGCAGUGAUGUCCUACUCAGGAUACGACAUCGAAGAUGCCCUCGUCCUCAAUAAAGCCUCAUGCGAUCGAGGUUUUGGACGCUGCCAAGUCUUUCGUAAAUACAACACCAUCCUUCGAAAGUGGCCGAACGGCUUGGAAGAGCGUGUAGGUGACCCUCAUUAUGAGAACGGUUGGCCCGUCAAAAAGCAUGCCAUUCUUGAUGAACAUGGUCUUGCCCAAGUUGGCGAAAAGAUCUCGCAUGGCGAUGUCUACAUCAUGAAGCAGACUCCCGUCAAUCCUCACGCCAGUAGCAUCGGUAGCGAGUGGGGUAGCGGUGAGUACAAAGAUGCACCAAUGGCGUACAGACUUCCAGACCCCAGCCAUAUUGAUAAAGUCCUGGUCUCCAUCAUGGAGUCGGAGCAUAAGCUCAUCAAGGUCCAAACCCGCCAGACAAGAAGGCCAGAAGUUGGCGACAAAUUUUCUUCCCGCCACGGUCAGAAAGGUGUCGUAGGUCUCAUUGCUGAGCAGGUGGACAUGCCUUUUACCGACGACGGAAUCGUGCCCGACAUCAUCAUGAACCCGCACGGCUUCCCCUCUCGUAUGACAGUCGGUAAAAUGCUCGAGCUCGUCUCUGGCAAAGCUGGCGUGCUUGCAGGAGAUCUGCAAUAUGGCACAGCAUUUGGUGGCAGCAAGGUCGAGGAUAUGGGAGACAUACUGAUCAAGCACGGUUUCAGCUACGGUGGUAAGGACUUCGUUACGAGUGGCAUCACGGGCGAGAGCCUACCAGCCUACGUCUUCUUCGGUCCCAUCUACUAUCAGAAACUCAAGCACAUGGUCAUGGACAAAAUGCACUCUCGUGCUCGUGGUCCUCGCGCAACCCUUACACGGCAACCAAUGGAAGGGCGUUCUCGAGAUGGUGGUUUGCGUUUGGGAGAGAUGGAACGUGACUGCUUAAUCGCCUAUGGUGCCAGUCAACUGCUACUAGAGAGGUUGAUGCUGAGCAGUGAUGCGCAUGUCGUGGAUAUAUGUGCGACAUGCGGUAUGAUGGGGUAUUCCGGGUACUGUCAGAGCUGUAAGAAGACGGAGGGAAUGACGAAGAUGACAAUUCCAUACGCGGCGAAGCUUUUGAUACAGGAGUUGUUGAGUAUGAAUGUGGUGGCCAGAGUGGGGUUGGAGGACGAAUUUCCUGCGUAA